Messenger RNA from Eremomyces bilateralis CBS 781.70, 645 nucleotides. RefSeq lists its product as uncharacterized. Gene Ontology annotation, cellular component: trans-Golgi network; Golgi membrane. Gene Ontology annotation, biological process: Golgi to plasma membrane protein transport; protein localization to Golgi apparatus; Golgi to endosome transport. The record is from RefSeq and is a predicted model, not a curated record. Lineage: Eukaryota; Fungi; Ascomycota; Dothideomycetes; Eremomycetales; Eremomycetaceae. The transcript has a single exon. The annotation marks the transcript as partial.
GCCGACCUGAUCACCAGGAAGCCAUGACAACCCAUCUGUCUUGAUAGCCUCGAACCAACUCCAACCACCCAACUCGACCACCUCCACCACUACCGCCUCUCCCGCUCACCUAUGUAGCCACCUCUCCACACACUUACCGACCUACCUCACCACACCCACCCCCAAAAUGGCCCGCCGCCGCCGACCCCCUCGCCCCGGCGCCCUCGCCGACGUCUCGCCCCUCCGCAUCUUCACGCAGAUCGUGAUCCUGCAGGCCGCCUACUACGCGUCGGCGGCGGUGCUGAUUGUGUUCACGGCGCUGGUGGCGGGGACGCCGCUGCGGUUGGAGCUGCUGCUGAACUGGCGGACGGUGCGGGCGGAUAAUACGGUGGGGUGGAUGUAUGCGCUGGUGUGGGUGCUAAAUAGUUUGAUUAGGUGAGUUUGAAGUGCAUGGAAUCGGGGAUAUAGCGAGGGGGAAGGCGCUGGUGCUGGUGCCUUGGCGCAUUUAUUUGGAUGGAUGGUGGUGCGUUGAUCGGAAACGAUGGCUAACGUAUGAGAUUAGUGUGAUAUACCUCCUCAUCCUCGUAGCGCGCUCGAAACUCAUCCUCGAUUUCGCCCUUACUCUCCACGCCCUCCACUUCCUCGCGACUUCUCUCUACUCGCACU